This is a messenger RNA of Cuscuta campestris, 2097 nucleotides long. Lineage: Eukaryota; Viridiplantae; Streptophyta; Magnoliopsida; Solanales; Convolvulaceae. The record is from the annotation of a GenBank genome assembly.
GGAAACAUAAACGUUCAACUCUAAAACUCUUAACGUAUUGAUGAAAACCCAACAGGCAAAAUAGGAGUCGGCGUGCCUUAACAAUUGAUUCACAAAACAUGACAAUCGAUUAUUGGGUCACGCAGAACUCCUUGGUUAAACCUGCAAGCGUGAUAAUCGAUUAUCACAAAGGUCAUAAUCGACUAUUAGGCCCUGCAGGAUCAUGGCAUACUUUGCAUACCGCGACAAGAGGUCAGGCCCAGUGCGCCUCUUCCGCGGGCCCAUUCUGGAGCCUACGGGUCCAGCGGGUUCACAUAUCGAGGGCUUGUCUUUUGCUGAGCGUAUAGCGUUGUUUCAUUUUGCUAUACGCAGGAAAUCUCCUUUCAGAAAGGAGAUGAGUCAGGCUACUGAGCAUGGACAAGUUGGUCCUCAGGGAGAACAGGAGCACGUGAGCGUGCAUACCGAGGCGUCUAGCUUCACCCCGCAGCAGGAGGUUCCGGAGCCGCAGGUUCCGCAACCAAAUGCUGUACCUCUGGCGGUUCCUUUCUUGCAGCCGCAAAUGGCAGCCAACAUGCUCCAGUUUCUCCAGCAAAUGGCCGGGGCGUACGUACCACCACCACCGGAGGCGGCACCACCGCCGCCGCCGCCUCCGGUGGUUGUGGUCACUAUAGAGAAGCUGAAGAAGAACGGAGCCGAGGAGUUCCGUGGCGACCAGAUCGCAGAACCUAUGAUCGCGAAGCGCUGGCUUGAGCGCGUAAGUCGAGUACUUGGAACCAUGCGGGUUCCGACAGAGCAGAGGGGCGACCUAGCCAUCGACUUGCUUCAGGAUGCUGCAUAUGACUGGUGGAAGCGCGUGAGGGCGAACGUCCCGGAGCCGGUGCCAUGGGCGACUUUUGAUGAGCUGUUCCGUGAGGAGUAUGUGCCGGAGCACUUUAUGGAGGAGAAAUGCGAUGAGUUCAUGAAGUUCACUCAGGGUGAACUUACGCUGCCAGAGUACCGCCAGAAGUUCGAUGAGCUGGCCGAGUUUGGCCGAGACAUGGUGCCGAUGAUGGAGAAGCGAUGCAAGCGCUUUAGAGAGGGGUUACGCCCAGAUUUGUCCUCCGGGCUGGUCUCUACGCCUAGGAAUGACAUCAACGAUCUCUAUAAGCAGGCGUUAGAGAUGCAGGCGGCCUUAUUCAAGAAGGCUGAGUAUGAGCAGGCCCAGAAGAUGCAUCCUCGUCCGCCACCGUCACCCAAGCCCAGCUCAAGUAGUAAGAGGCCUCCUCCCGUGCCGAGCAGCUCGCACACGAGCAAAAAGGCGAAGUUUGCACCAGCCCUGGAUUGCCCGAUGAACCCUGGUGAGCCGUUCCCGACAGCGACUCCAGCCGCAGCUUCAGCUGCAGCAGCUCAGCCCGCUUCGAGCCAGAAGUCGGUAGCGGCAUCUAGUCAACCGAAGAGGCCGGCGCAGAGCGCACAGUCCGGGAAGGCUCCAGCCCGUUCUACAUUGUCAUAUUUAUGUACGUUUAUGCCUCCCGUGUCGAACAUCUCGAGAGAGAACCUGGAGAAUCCGGUCGUUGUGUCCAACCCGCUGGGACACAGUCUACGUCUCAACCAUAUUUACUUCAACUGCCCAUUAGGGGUGCAAGGGAAGAGUUUCCCUGCAAAUUUGAUCGAGCUUCCACAUCGGGAAUUUGACGUUAUUCUGGGUAUGGAUUGGCUCGCGACCAACCAAGCUGUGGUUGACUGUGGUGCACACACUGUACGGCUGAAAGCCGAAGACGGUAGCGAAGUACUAGUUCACGAUACCGUUACUCUCGACGAGAACCUUACCUAUGAAGAAGAGCCGGUUGAGAUUCUGGCUCGCGAGACCCGCCAGCUGAGGAACAAGACCAUUCCGUUGGUCAAGGUUCUGUGGAGAAGUCACACCGUUGAGGAGGCGACAUGGGAAACCGAGGAAUCCAUGCGCACUCGUUAUCCACAUCUUUUCAGUGACCAGUGAUCAGUUGGCUACUUUUGAGUGCGUGUUAGGAGUCUAAUUUUAUACAUUAGUAGUGAUUAUUAAUGUGUAAAAGAAGAUAAAAGCCCCAAGUUAAGAUAAGAGUGUGUCAUAUCUCUUAACACCAACUUGGUUUAUCCCUU